Molecule: messenger RNA, 2622 nt
Organism: Cydia splendana
Lineage: Eukaryota; Metazoa; Arthropoda; Insecta; Lepidoptera; Tortricidae
Product: zinc finger protein 260-like
Exons: 7
Coding region: 290-1927 (545 amino acids)
Cellular component (GO): nucleus
Molecular function (GO): zinc ion binding
Source: RefSeq, a predicted model, not a curated record
AUAUAAUUCAGGUGCGAAAAUAGGCUAAAGCCAUAAAAAUAAUUGGUAAAAAUUGUAAAAACAUUGGUACAUUUUCUGAACCUGAACAGGAAUAUGCCCAUUCGACUGUUACGCCAUCUGUUGACGAGUAGAAUCACUACAAUGAGACAAAGCCAUUUGACAUAUUGGAAUUAAAAUGCAGUAUCAAAACGCAUACUUCAAGAGAAUGCCAAAAAGAAUAAUAUUCUCGCACAAAAACCCAUGAAAUUUUACUGUUUAUAAGUUAAAAUAUGAUUCUUAUUUGAUAAUAAUGAGUGUUGAUAAAGGCAAAGGGCCGAUUUUCGACCCUGGCGUAUGUCGGUGCUGCGGCUCGUUGAAGCGAUGCCGCUUGUUGAACGUCGAAUAUCAGUGCAUGGGCCAGAAGGAAGUCUAUGCUGAUAUGAUAAUGGAUUGCUUUGGACUAUUGAUGUCACAUUUAGAUGACAAACCAUCAGCUCGGCUGGUGUGUGCAACAUGUGUGGCUCGUCUGCGUGAGGCUGCUGCGUUUCGAGCACAAGUGCUUCGCUGCGAGGCCGCAUUCCUACAGCUAAGGAUGUGCGAGACAGAGGCUGCAGACAAGCAAGCGCGUCUAGACGCAUCCGCCAUGUUAGAGGUGGAGAUCAAGCCGGAGCCGCCGGACGAGCCCCCGGGCUCCCCGCCCUGCGACAACGACGACCUUGACGACCGGGAUGACCUUGAUCUUAAAGAGCAUAUGGAUGAAACAGAGGAACCGGAGCGCGUGCAAUGUCAGUCUCCAGUGGACUCCGAUGACAUGCCUUUGAAGCGGCGCAAGAAACGCGCGAGUAACGGCCGACUGCCGCCCGUGCAACAACCACCCGCCCUCCCCAUGUCCAAAGUCCAGCAGCUGAUGCGCGAACGCGACCCGUCCUACAUGAUCGACACAAACGUCGUCACCGUCGUCGAGAACUCCUACAUCUGCCCCUUCAAGUGUCGACACAACCAUCUACUCUGCUACUACUGCGGGGCCAACUACUCCGACCCGACCGCUCUCCGACACCACACCAUCUCCGAACACCAUCCGAAGAAAUUCAAAGUCAUCGAACACAAGAAAAUGAUUAAAAUGGACUUAACAAGAAUAGACUGUAGACUAUGUAGUGAGAAUAUUAGUGAUCUAGAAGAAUUCAAGCGACAUAUAACAACAGUGCAUAAUAAAAAAUACUAUUUUGACGCGAAAGAUUUAAUCUUACCAUUUAGAUUGACUUUGAACGAGCAGCAGUGCGCGUUGUGUGACGAAGUGUUUCCGUACUUUCACGCUUUGAACAAGCAUAUGAACAAGCAUUUCAGUAACUAUGUGUGUGAGACGUGUGGUUUGGGGUUUGUGGAUAAGGGGAGGUUCGUGAUGCAUCAGCAGAGGCAUGAGGAGGGGGACUUUCCUUGUGAGACUUGCGGGAAGAUUUUUAAGGCGCAGUAUAACAGGGACCUCCACAUCGACCGGGUGCACAACAAGCGUGGCCGCGUGUUCUGCCCCAAAUGCGACGUGAAACUGAUGUCGUACACGCAGAAACUGAAGCACUUGGUGGAGGUGCACGGUGACGCACCGCUGUCGUUCCCCUGCAGCUUGUGUGAUCGCGUGUUUGGCACUAGACGAACGCUCACCAUACAUAGGAGGAAGGACCAUUUGAAAGACUACAGAUACGAGUGCCAAUUCUGCGGCCAAAAGUUCUUCACCCGUUUCGCGCUCAACAACCACAUGCCGACACACACGAGGGAACGCAACUUCAAGUGUAAAGUUUGUGAGAAGACUUACCCCCGACUCAAGACGCUUAAAGACCACAUGCGGAUACACACGAAUGACAGGAGAUACAGGUGCCAUGUGUGUGGACAGGCCUUUAUACAGAACUGUAGUCUCAAGGGGCAUAUGAAGAGCCAGCAUUCGGAAUUUGGGUGAACUAUGGUUUUUAAAAUCUGUCAAACCAAUGGGGUUGGCCGGUCGAAGUAUUUAGCAUAGCUUGCCCUGUAAAUCCCUAGAAUUGUGUCAAUUAUUUUUAUGGAAUUUUAUGCCCUGGAUGCCAGCCCUUAAAGCCAAAUCUCAUAGAAAAAGGGGCAAGCUAUGAUGGCGCCAUCUAUGCAAACCUUUGACAGUUGCCAACCCCAUUUUCAGUGGUUCAACUUCAAGUGUAAAGGGUACGAGAAGACUUACCCGAGACUCUAUGGUGGACUAUGGUUUUAUAAGUCAAACCAAUUUUGUAGAUAGAAUGAGGCGGCAAAUUUUGAAAAGUCAUAUGGCGUUCUAAAAGAUGGCAGUAAAUUUACUAUGACCAUAAGCCUCUAUACACUCAAUUCUCUUCAGUGUAAGUAACUGUACAGAUGUAAAUAUUUUAUUAUUUUUAUUAAUGUAGGUUUGGCUCAUAUUUUAACUAGUUUGAAUCAAUCAAUCAAAAGAAAUGGCUCUGAAUUCAGUUGUUAUUUUUAUUUCAUUUUGUAAACGCUAAUCGUACGUACCGGACCGCAACCUUGGUUUGGUGGACUCUUUCUAGCUCUUACUUAUAGCUGCGUCCUCUCACUCAACCGAACAGGCCUCGGACCGGACCAAGGUUGCGGUUCGGUACGCCCGUCUCUUACAGCUUUAAGUACCCGAGUCGC